Nannospalax galili (Upper Galilee mountains blind mole rat) is the source of this 324-nucleotide messenger RNA. RefSeq names its product 28S ribosomal protein S18c, mitochondrial-like. Gene Ontology annotation, biological process: translation. The record is from RefSeq and is a predicted model, not a curated record. Gene Ontology annotation, molecular function: structural constituent of ribosome. NCBI's taxonomy places the organism in Eukaryota, Metazoa, Chordata, Mammalia, Rodentia, Spalacidae. The transcript has 2 exons. Gene Ontology annotation, cellular component: ribosome. Bases 1 to 324 code for a protein of 107 amino acids.
AUGCAUAGAGUUACAAUUGCUAUCUGCCCUACAGGUCACAGAACUGAUGCAGUGCCAUGGAGAAGAGGUUGUUCACAACAUAAACAGGUGACUAUCAAUGAGGACCUGCCCAAUCCAAUGGAAAACGCUUGUAUGGAUUCUUUAAAGAAAUGUAUCUUGCAUGAUAAAUAUGUUGGUUAUAAGAAUGUACGGCUUUUACUCCACUUUAUUUCUCCAUUUAUUGGAUGUAUGUUUGAAAAUCAUAUAAGGGGGUCUUUGUGGGGGAAAAAACAGAAAGAGAUAACAAAAGCAAUUCAGGGAGCUCAAAUUAUAGGGCUUUUAUAA